This is a messenger RNA of Miscanthus lutarioriparius, 1920 nucleotides long. Lineage: Eukaryota; Viridiplantae; Streptophyta; Magnoliopsida; Poales; Poaceae. The record is from the annotation of a GenBank genome assembly.
AUGGACUCGGCGGCGUCGGCGGCGGCGCUGAAGCCCUCGGCGCUGGACCUGCUGGCGGCGCUGCUGACGGGGCGGGACCCCGAGGGCGGGGCGCACUGGGCGUCCUGGCUCGCCGAGAACCGCCACCUCCUCCUGCUGCUCACCACCUCGCUCGCCGUGCUCCCUGAGCUCGGCGCUCUGCUCUUGCUUGCAACGCUUGGUAAGAUCGGUUUUGACAGCACUUUGGGCGUGGAUAUGCAGGCACUCGCCGAAGAGGCCAAGGCGAGGUACGACAAGGCUGUCUUCAAGGUGGUCGAUCUGGAAGAUUACGCCGCCGAGGAUGAGGAAUACGAGGAGAAGCUUAAGAAGGAGAGCAUCGCAUUGUUCUUCCUGGCAAGCUAUGGUGAUGGAGAGCCAACUGACAAUGCGGCGAGGUUUUAUAAAUGGUUCUCAGAGGGGAAUGAGAAAGGCGAGUGGUUGAAUAAUCUUCGGUUUGGGGUGUUUGGCCUCGGAAAUAGACAGUACGAGCACUUUAACAAGGUUGGAAAGGUGGUUGAUCAACUCCUGGCGGAACAAGGUGGCAAACGUAUCGUUCCUGUUGGUCUUGGAGAUGAUGAUCAAUGCAUUGAGGAUGACUUUAACGCAUGGAAGGAACUUCUGUGGCCAGAAUUGGAUAAGUUACUCCGUCAGGAAGAUGAUUCUUCAACUGCAACAACUUCUUACACAGCUGCUAUUCCAGAAUAUAGAGUUGUGUUUGUCAAACCAGAGGAUGCCAUGCACAUUAACAAGUCUUUUACUCUCAGUAAUGGCCAUGCUGUCUAUGACAUUCAACAUCCUUGCAGAGCAAAUGUGGCUGUGAGGCGAGAGCUUCAUACACCAGCUUCUGACCGAUCCUGUAUUCAUUUAGAGUUUGAUAUUACUGGAACUGGCCUAAAAUAUGAGACAGGAGAUCAUGUUGGUGUCUAUGCUGAAAACUGCAUCGAAACUGUCGAAGAGGCAGAAAAGCUGCUAGUGAGGACUGCACUUACCAGAUAUGCAGAUCUGUUGAAUUUGCCUAAGAAGAGUGCUUUGUUGGCGCUGGCGGCUCAUGCAUCUGAUUCCAAAGAGGCUGAGCGGCUUAGACAUCUCGCAUCUCCUGCUGGAAAGGAGGAGUAUUCACAAUGGAUAGUCACAAGCCAAAGAAGUCUCUUGGAAGUUAUGUCAGAGUUCCCAUCAGCAAAGCCCCCACUCGGUGUUUUCUUUGCAGCUAUUUGUCCUCGCCUGCAGCCGAGAUACUACUCAAUAUCUUCCUCACCGAAAAUAGCACCAACAAGGAUUCAUGUGACAUGUGCACUAGUAUAUGGGCCAACCCCUACUGGAAGAAUUCACAAAGGAGUUUGUUCUACUUGGAUGAAGCAUUCCACUCCCUUGGAAGAGAGCCAAGAAUGUAGCUGGGCUCCAAUUUUUGUUAGGCAAUCAAAUUUCAAACUGCCUGCUGAUCCUACUGUGCCCAUUAUAAUGAUUGGCCCUGGGACUGGUCUGGCACCUUUCAGGGGCUUCUUACAGGAACGACUAGGUUUAAAAGAGGCAGGGGUAGAACUAGGCCAUGCUAUCCUCUUUUUUGGGUGCAGAAAUCGGAAGAUGGACUUCAUAUAUGGGGAUGAGCUUAAUAAUUUUGUUGAUAGUGGUGUCCUUUCUGAGUUGAUUGUAGCCUUUUCUCAUGAGGGUCCUACAAAAGAGUAUGCUCAGCACAAAAUGGCACAGAAGGCUGCCGAGCUUUGGAGCCUCAUUUCUCAGGGAGGUUAUAUUUAUGUUUGUGGUGAUGCAAAAGGCAUGGCCAGAGAUGUCCAUCGCACACUACAUACCAUCGUCCAGGAGCAGGGGUCUAUGGACAACUCGAAGACAGAAAGCUACGUGAAGAGCCUGCAGAUGGAAGGAAGAUACUUGAGAGAUGUUUGGUGA